Molecule: messenger RNA, 9420 nt
Organism: Xiphias gladius (swordfish)
Lineage: Eukaryota; Metazoa; Chordata; Actinopteri; Istiophoriformes; Xiphiidae
Product: serine/threonine-protein kinase WNK1-like
Exons: 28
Coding region: 618-6653 (2011 amino acids)
Biological process (GO): positive regulation of sodium ion transmembrane transporter activity; protein phosphorylation; monoatomic ion homeostasis
Cellular component (GO): cytosol; cytoplasm
Molecular function (GO): ATP binding; protein serine/threonine kinase activity; chloride channel inhibitor activity
Source: RefSeq, a predicted model, not a curated record
UGGUGCGAGGAUGUAGACAGGCAGCACGGAGCAGGUCUGCCAACAUUUUGACAAAAAUGCAUAGCUUUCAAUAGACAUGGUGGGAAGAGGAAAAGUUGUGUUCAAACUCUGGAGUGCUUCGGGAUUUAAAUUCAGUUUGCAGGCGCCGAUGGAAAGUGAAACUGGACUGGAGCAUAUCUGGAGUGUCUGGCCAUCCUGCCUUUGCCUACAGUAGGAGGUUUGCUGCCUGUUGUAGGCUGUGCGUAUUUGUUCCUCACCAGUGAUUCCUUAUGCUUGAUAGAAGCUGCACCCUGUGCUUUACAGGAUGGACGGUGUGGACUUAAACAGACUUGUGUAUCAACAUCAACACUCUGUGUUCUGCUGCGGUGUUCAGUCUUUUUCCAUUUACAAGAGAACACCUCCCAUCUUACACCUCCAGUCUCUGCACUAUAUAUAUAAAGACCGUCUUUGAGCAAUUAAAAAAGACAUCCAGAGAUAGAAGUUGUAUGAUUUUCUAUCUUUUUUCUUUUUAAAGCACAGGUGAUACUGCUUACAUAAGCCUGUAUGAUAGACAUGGAAAUAUCCCUAUUUUAAUUUUUCAGUUGUUGUACCCCCUUACUCUUAGUGUGGGUGGUGGGAUGUCGGAAAAGCCAGACGACAAAAUGGUGAAGUUCCUGGCUCCCCCUCAGAAGAGUGGAAAUGGCCCCAGUUCUGGGUCAGAUUCGAUGGUGGUUGAAUGCCGGCCAGCAGAAGUGAGACGCAGGCAUCACACCAUGGAGCGUGAUCGAUGUAACCCUGAACACCGUUUCUUGCGCCGCAGUGUCAUCAGUGAUUCCAAUGCUACGGCAUUGGCCCUCCCGUUACCAAGCAAGAUCCCAAUCCCUGCACCUCAACGGGUUCAGCUACAGGAAGCCGUCCCCCAGCAGCAACAGGCUGUAGCUGAUGUUCAUUUGCCGCAGACUGAAACAAGUUUAGCUCAAAAUACGGAGUCUGCUGAUAGUGUAAGACGAGGAGAAGUAGGAAAAGAUAUAGAAAUAGCCAAGGUGGAUGUAGUGCCUUCAGACCAGGAGCCUGCCAGUGUACAAAAUACCUGUGAUGAAGAGGUGGUGAUAGCAGUUCACUCCGCACCAGAGUUAGGAAGAGAAUUGCCAAGUCAAACAGAACCUGAAAGCACCACUGAGGUGAAGGUGAAUCAUGAAGAAGAGGGGGAAGAGGAGGAUAAGGACUCUGCAAAGGCACGAGCAGAGGCAGAACAGAGAGAAGCUGAGAAAAGAGUGCAGGACGACAUCGAAGAAGCAGAAACCAAAGCGGUGGGAACAUCACCGGAUGGGCGUUUCCUAAAGUUUGAUAUAGAAAUUGGACGUGGCUCCUUCAAGACCGUCUACAAGGGCUUGGACACUGAGACCACAGUGGAGGUGGCUUGGUGUGAGUUGCAGGAUCGUAAGCUGUCAAAGGCAGAGCGGCAGCGAUUUAAAGAAGAAGCAGGGAUGUUAAAGGGACUACAGCAUCCCAACAUUGUCCGCUUUUACGACUCUUGGGAAGGACCCUCCAAAGGCAGGAAGUGCAUUGUACUGGUCACUGAACUUAUGACCUCUGGCACACUCAAAACAUAUCUGAAGCGUUUCAAAGUGAUGAAAAUUAAAGUGCUGCGGAGCUGGUGUAGACAAAUCCUCAAGGGGCUUCACUUCCUUCAUACUCGGGCUCCCCCCAUCAUCCACAGGGACCUUAAGUGUGACAACAUUUUCAUCACAGGCCCAACAGGAUCCGUCAAGAUUGGAGACCUGGGACUGGCCACACUCAAGCGCGCAUCCUUUGCCAAGAGUGUUAUAGGUACCCCUGAGUUCAUGGCGCCUGAGAUGUAUGAGGAGAAGUACGACGAGUCAGUGGAUGUGUAUGCCUUUGGAAUGUGCAUGCUGGAGAUGGCCACCUCCGAGUACCCUUACUCAGAGUGCCAGAAUGCUGCACAGAUCUACCGCAGAGUUACCAGCGGGGUGAAGCCAGGCAGCUUCGACAAGGUGGCCAUUCCCGAAGUGAAGGAGAUCAUCGAGGGAUGUAUUCGCCAGAACAAGGAUGAGAGGUACUCAAUCAAGGACCUUCUGAAUCAUGCCUUCUUCCAGGAAGACACAGGGGUGCGUGUGGAGUUGGCAGAAGAGGAUGAUGGAGAGAUGGUGGCUAUUAAGCUGUGGCUGAGAAUUGAGGAUAUAAAGAAACUCAAGGGGAAGUACAAAGACAAUGAAGCUAUUGAGUUUUCUUUUGACCUCAACAAAGACGUCCCCGAGGAUGUGGCUCAGGAAAUGGUUGAGUCUGGCUACGUGUGCGAAGGUGACCACAAGACCAUUGCAAAGGCCAUAAAGGACAGGGUGUCUCUAAUCAGUCGCAAGAGAGCACAGCGGCAGCAGGUCCGAGAAGAUCAGGAGAAGAGAAUGCUAGAGGAAGAGAUGCAGUGUCAAUUACUGCCAGCACAGCAACCAGGCCAACAAUCUAGCACGGAGUUGCCUCAGUCCCAGCCAGUUCCACAGCCUGCCUCUUAUGUCCCUCCACAACCAAACCAACACAGCACACAAAUAUCUGCCCAACCUGCAUCUCAGCAGAACCUUCAGAGCUCUAACUACAACACUCCUCAAUCAGCUCAACUGACUGGCUUGGCACAGGGGGUCCCUUAUGUCCCCCAGUCAACUGGGCAAGUUCCAGUUCAAGUUCAGGGUCAAAGUGUGGCCACCAUCCAACCAGAGUCAGAGGAGCCUGAGACUGACCAACACCAACAGCUACAGCACACUGGAGGAGCCGGUCACAUGGGAGACAGACUACCUGGUUCCACUGUCCUUCCUGAGGCCCAGCCUCCUCAGCCUGGAAUAUCCUACAGCUCCCCACCCAGUCAGCAUCUUCACUCCCAGGUGUCAUGCCCACAGACACAAAAUGACCAAAUGCAACAGCAGCAGUUGUCAGUGGUUCAACCCCAGAUGCAAGGUGUCCAGCCUGAUACUGUUGCACCCACAAACCAGUCUGUUCCAGUGGCAUCUCCACAGUACGGAGUUUACUACCAACCAUCGCUACCCCCUCAGAUUCCCACCCAGCAAGUGACGAUACCCCCAUCCUCUCAGUCAUCUGCCCCCCAGCAACAGCAGCAGCAGCAACAGCAGCAACAGCAACAGCAGCAGCAGCAGCAGCAGCAGCAGCAGCAACAGCAGCAACAGCAACAGCAACAACAACAACAGCCAGAGAGCAGCUCUACUCUUCAGAGCUCCACUCUCCCACAGGCACAGACCGGAGCUCUGCAGCUACAGGCCCCUGUGAGUGUUCCUCAGUCAACACCAGUGGAGCAGCCAGCAGGAUCUUCUGCUCUGGUGCCACCAUCUGUAGAAGGCUGCCUGUCAGAUGCAGCUUCAGGUCUUAGUGACGGCAAUGAUGGAACUUCUACAUCAGGAGGUCGACAUGAGGGGCGCUCGCUGAAGCGUUACCAGAGGCGAUCUGUACGCAGCCGCUCCCGCCAUGAGAAGUCUGCAAAGGCGAAGCUAAUUGUUCUCAGUAUCUCUAACGUGGGUGACAGAGUAGCAGAGUGCCAGCUGGAAACACACAACAGGAAGAUGGUGACCUUCAAAUUUGACCUUGAUGGUGAUAAUCCAGAGGAGAUUGCACAGAUCAUGGUUGAGAGCGAGUUCAUCCUGGAGAAUGAGCGGGAGUCCUUCAUCGAGCAGGUCCGUGAAGUCAUAGAAAUGGCUGAUGAGAAAGGAGAGGGGAUGAAGGAAGGCUUUCCCCAGAUGAGUGACCUCCAACAACAGCCUGAGCUGUCUGUUCCCAUGCUUCCAGGAAUUUCCCCCAGUACAACAGCCCAGGUGGUGCAUUCAGCAGGACGAAGAUUCAUCGUCAGCCCAGUGCCAGAGUCUCGUCUUAAAGAGCAGUUCUUUGGAGCUUCUUCUGCUAAUACCUCCUUUGGAGAUGAACCUGCUCCUGCUCCCUCUGUCAUAUUGGGCCUCUCUCUGUCUGCUCCAUCUGGGACCCUCCAGCAGGCUUUCAGUAAGAUGAAGCAGGCUCGUGUAGAGAGAAGCAGCACCCUUGAUCCACCUUCUGCUGAACAAGAAACGGGCACUGUCUCUUCCAGUGAGGCUGGACUCGGACCAAACUCUAACAAUGUUCUGGCUCCUCCAGAAGCUGUAGGUUCCACCACUAGCACUACUUUUCCUGCAAUAUCUCUACCAUCUACUGCAACAUCCACACUGCCUCCCUCAACUGGGAGGGUUUCCCCUCCACCUCUAUUCACGCAGUCCCAAACUCCCGCUCCUGUCAUCAAUGAUGCCAGUCCACCUCCUCAGUCUUCCCAUGAAACACCUCCCUCACAGCUUCCACCAGCUGCCAGCAUUCCUCCGUCAUCUUCUACUCUUUCUCCUCCUUCAGCGCAUAGCUCCAUCCCCACAGUACCUGGGCCGCAGCUGAGCAGUAGUUCUGUCUCUGUCUCUUCUGUUGCUGGUGUUGCAUCCAGUAGUACUAGUAAUGUCCCUGCUUCAGAGCAGCAGCCUUUUAAUAGUGCUGUUACAUCUUCUCAGCCUAUGAACUCAUCCAUCCAUGCACCACAGCACACAACCUCACAGGGUCAGCCUGUUCCCAUUCCUGCUCAGCCCCCACUUCCCACCUCAUCAACCAGUCAGAGUCAGGGCCAACCACAGCCGGUGGAGUCGGAGGGGGCUGAGGUACAGACAAAGACCGCUGGUAGAGAUGACAUCCAAGCUCUAGAUAAGAAGCUACGGUCUCUCUUCAAAGACCAGAGCACUGCCUCCUCAGUGUCAGUGGAUCCCAGCCAGAACACGGGGACCUCCUCUCCGCCCACUGGGACUUCUUCCCCUCCACCUGGAGCCAUCCUGGUGCCCCCAUCUAACCUUCCCCUCACUUCUGGGGUACAAAGUGGCCUUGGCCCCACAACCACCCCGGGACAGGGUAUGACCCCGGCAGGACAUGCCCACACCCCUCCAACUAAGCCCAGGGCACAGACUUUGCCUACUGGUUUCGAUCAAGCUGCUACUCCUCCCUCUGACCUUGUACCCCCCUUUCCUGGACCAAAUCAGUCACAGCAACCCCUGGGUAAUUUGGACGCACAGUUGAGGAGAGCGCUGAGCCCAGAGACCGUUCAGGGAGGUAACAGAGUCCAGCCUCCAGCAGCAGCUUUCACUCUUGGACGUUUCCAAGUAUCACUUGCCACUGAUGGUGUGUCCAGUAGUGUUCCAGAUCCCUCUAGCAUUGUUUCCUCUUCCUCCAUGACGCCGUCCUCUACCACCUCCUCCUCCUCUUCUUCUUCCUCUUCAUACUCCUCCCCCUCAAGUCCGGAAAAUACCCUCCAUCGUUCAUCGUCUCUGUCCAAAGGAGUUUGUGAAAAUAAGGCUAUAAAUGGAGCCUCAUCUCUCCCUGCCGGUCCUUCCAGUCAGCCCACCACUAUUGGGCGCUUCCAAGUGUCCACUAGCAGCAGUGCCACAUCUGGACCCACCGCUGGCUCUAAAGUGGGACGAUUUUCAGUCACAGUGACCCCAGUUCCAGCAGCAGGAUCUAGUCAAUCACACGGCUCCAGUAUGCAGAACGGGCCCUCAUCUUCAACUUCUGACCCGCAUAAUGCACAUACCCAUUACAGUAGUGACAAUGACGACGACUCGGAGACUGAGGACGAGGCUUUGCAGAAAGAAAUUAGCCGUCUGAGAGAAAAACAUAUGAAGGAGAUCCAGGCCUUGCAGACUCGUCAGAAAGAGGAGAUAGAGUCUCUGUUCACGCGCAUGGGGAAACCUCCUCCUCCUUCUGUCCUCUCUCCUGCUGUGGCCAUGCCUGGAGGUCGACGUAGGCUGAAAAGCAAAAGCUACAAAUCUGCUCGCAGUAGUGGACAGCCCAGUCCUGUACACUCAGGAUCCCCAGCCUUAGUUCAGAGCGUCCAUGGUUCAGAAUCGACUCCAAAGCAAAGUUCACCCUCUGCAUCAGAGGCCUCAGAAACCGCAACAGAGGCAUCACAAGCAGUCGGCAGGUCAUCCAUACAGCAGCUCCGAUCCUCUCCAUCCAUGCCGAGCCUCAGCAGUUGCUCCACAGGAUCAAGUGGGACCAGCUCCACAAACAGUUCAGGCCAUUGCCAGAACCAUUCUACUUCCCUGACCCAGGCAACUGGACCCACUCCCUCUGCCUCUCACACCCAGAAGGGCAAGGGCACCUUCACUGAUGACCUUCACCAACUGGUGGAUAACUGGGCAAGAGAUGCCAUCAGCCUCUCCCACUGCAAGAGAGGUCCUAAAACUGGAGCACAAGCAGCACUGGGACAUGAUAUAAUCCCUCCAACCAACGUGGGACGUAAAUUUUCAGCUCCAGGCUACCUCUGCCCAACACUUCCCACGCCUUCCAACCCCACAUCCACCACCACCACUCAACUUCCCAACCCAGCUAACCCCUCUGUCACUCUGGGGCCCCGUAAAGGCUCCCUGGGCCCAGUUGCUCAGGGGUUCGGAUAUGCCUCGGCCCCUUACAGUGCUCCUCAGUGGGCCGGACCCACAGGCACGUGCCAGGUCAGCAUGAUUAACCCUGCGCAGCCACUAACGCAGUACCAGCCGUCAACGACAGCCUCAGUGUCCAUGCACCAAGGCUACCACAUGGGAACAACACCAGCCCCCCAGAAAUCAGUCAGCCCUGGAGGGUCCAACCUGAGGCCUACGUAGCCCAGUCAGAGCCCUGGUCCAGGUUGAGACCGCAGGGUCACACGGGGCAGAGAGGGCAGACAGUCAUUGAUCGAGAAUCACUAGCUCUCUUUGCAGUUUGCUGGCUAGCCGGCUGGGUAUUAUGCUUUUUAUUUUUAUUUCAACUUUUAUCAUUAUGUGUUAUGAGUUGACCUGUGUCCUCUCAGGCAGAAGGAAAUCUGUCUGGCAAUUGGAGGGAGAGUGCAAUACACAUCCACAGCACGAGAGUUUCACACUUAGCCUGCCAUUAGCUGUGGAAUUGAGCUGUGACAAAUGGGUUGGUUGUGUCUGGUAAUGUAACGACCCAAAGGCAUAACCGACCGCAGCCAAAGAUGUCUUUUGAGAGCAGAUGUUGUAAUGUCGUGAUUCCUUUGAAGAGGAGAGGGUAGGAGGGAUUCUGGUUGACAUCCUCACUGGUCCUGAAGACAGUUGAACCAAUACACCGCAACAGACACACGUGUGCACACACACCUGACUAAACAUUGACCUGGUCGAGUGACUUGGGAUGGUAGGUUACGUUGUCUCAGAGGGCGAGGGGGGAAUGUGAGUGUACAGAAAGUGGGAGAUAAGAGUGGGACAGUUAGUUUGUUCCAGGCGGUGCAGUAAAGUGUGACUGGUGGAGUGAGGAGAGGAAAGACAUAGUAAGUGAGGCUGGAGUGUAAAGUGGGUUGGAAUGUGAUUACAUCCCACUGGCUACCUAUUAAGUAAAAUGCAAUAAUGGCAAAGAGUAGAUAAACUGUCCCUUGUAACUGUGGCCUUAAUCCAUUUAAACAUUGACUUUGACUUUGUACAUAGGUAUUUCUUCACUAGGUUAUGAUUCCAUGUUUAGCUUAUUCAUGUCCCUGUGAGAGUCUGGUGUCAUUGUGAUUUGAGUUGUCUCUGUCAUAUAGAUUUAUUAUCAUACUGAUUUAUUCUUCACAUCUGACAUGUAAGCCAGUGGAUCUGCCACAUAAAGCAUUUUCCUGGUGUUGACCACCAUUCGGAGUUUGAAACUGAAGAGGUGAUGCUGCUGUAGAUCACAAUCUGGGUAGAGGGUGUUUGCAGGGUGAUAAAUUAUUUGUCUUUUUUCUUUUUUUUUCUAACGCAAGAAUGAAAUCUUGUUAAGAAUCCUAAAGUGACACAUGAAACCACUUCACUUAGUGCUUAGCUAUGAGAUAUGAGCAGUUCAAAGUCUGCUUAUCAUAUCACACAAAAUUUAACAGUUUUGGUUAAUUAGUAUGUGAGGAAGGUUUCGGCCUAUGAGGGGGACGCAGCCUCCCCACUUUUCCCAAUUGUUUACACAGAUAGUGCACAGCACACAGAUGAACAGGUCGAUAGCAAAGUCUUGUCACAUUAUAACAUUUAGCCGUCACCUCUAAAAUCACAAGUGUCUGGGGUUCUCUUUCUGUGGUCUGUUUUUGUAUGCGUUAUUUAAUAAAACAAAGAAAUGUUCUUUAUGGACCUGUAUUCAGCCAUCAGAUUUUGAUGUUGUUUCACUGUAAUUAUUAUUAAAGGUUGUUAAACAACAUGUAGUUAAAGGAAUAUAAAAAGUGCAAUUGCAGGGUUGUUGUUAUUGGUAUCCUACUCACCACGCAGGAGUAAUCCUGUGGUUUAUUAAGCUCUUCUAUCUAUGACUGCCCUGCCCCCCUUUUUCUAUUUUAUUGUAUAUAUGUUAAUGUGAGGUAAAUGCUUUCACGUAACGCUCAGUCACUAGAGUAUGCUUGUGGUGACCCACUCUACAUUCACAUGCACUCUAACCUGUAAACAUGAGGAACACUUUAGUGCCUUGCAUCCUCACUAAUGACAAGUUCCAGAUUCAUCUAGUCCUGUAGUUGUGACUGUAAGGCAGAAAACCAGUUAACUUAAUCUGUACACGAUGUAAACACAACCCGACACGGCCGACUCAGAGGAUAUAGCGCUCUGAAACGUUGGACCAGACACCACACACAGGACUGCAGAACAAAGAGCACACUGAGUAAUGUGGAAACAUUUUCUUUCCUAUCUACAGUUUCAUUUGUAUUGGUUGUGUAAUCAGCUGUAUAUUUAUAUUUGGCUCAUGCGUACAUUGUUUUGGCUGACAUUUGUUUUUGUGGAUUUAUCAUUAAUCCAUUUCAUAGAAGCACUUGUUCAGGCAGCGAGUGAGCUGUAUAAAGGUUUAAAAGUUGUCAUGCUCCCACGCUGGCUCAACUUUUGUCUCGCCACCUCGCGAGUGCCAUGCUGUCAUGAGUUUUUUGCCUGCUCGUAGAUUGGAUGAAUAGCUAAACUUCUCUAGAGAAAAAAUAAGUUACUGCAAUGCAGAAUAUGCAAUGUUUAAAGUUUUAUAAGGACUGAGGGGUAAUGGAAACAUUUGCAUGCUGAUGAGGGUUGUUACUGACUUCUAUGUUUUUGAUAUCGGAAUAUUGGUGAUAUUAUUUGUCUUCCCAAGUCGCUCUGUUUAUUUGCCGUUCACCAAUAUCACAGGCACAAAUUCAGUAUCAAACUAACAGCUUAUGAUUUCUGCACGCUGGCUUCACUGGUGUUUAAUCUUACAAAUGACAACUGGCCACUGUACAGCACAAGCUCACAUCAAAGCUUAAGGUCCAUGUGCCGCUGUGUAACAUCAGUCAUUAUCGCAGACCUCCACACAGUACGGUUUGAAGCUACUGACAUACAGUAAUAGCUGUUGAACUCCUAUUUCUGAUCCCUCUUUACAGACUUCCUGUGAUUCAGUGUCUGUUUUGUGUAUGUUUUUCACAUUGUACAAAAUGUAAAAACAAAUAAAAAUAUCAAG